AUGGUUAUUGUGCGAAUGGCUGAUACUGAUCAGCUUGAUGGUGUCGCAAUGCAGCAGGAGCUGGGACGGUCUGCAGCCCGGACAUUACUCAAGAACGAGCCGAUUAUUCUGCAUUUUGACGGCCCGGGUCAUACUCGGAAAAUCGGUGGCCAAGAGCAGCUGACACAGCAACUUCUACGGAAAGUGGCUGCAAGAAUGCAUCUAUGGGUGACUCUAGUGAAAGAGGUUGUCCGUGCCGAGUUGCCGUGCUUUGAAAGUUUCCACUCCAUCACCACGCUGCUCCAGCUGGAUGAAGACCCUGGCGAUAUCCAGGAGGCAGCUGAUCGGAUGGCACAUGUGUUGAAUCUGCCAGUGGACUCUCUGAUGCAACUUGCAACUUUAACCACACAACUCUUCGAUGUCAAGCCUCUCGCAGCGGGCAUCCGAGCGCAGACCAAGAAGCCUGCACUGGAAUGCUGGGCGAGGGCUGUUUCCGAAGUGGCUCUUGAAGAAGAGACGCUCAUCAACCAAGCGCAGCAUGAAUGGGCAGCGGUAUAUGGCAACUGCCGAAAAGUUGCCACCUCAGCAAUUGGAGCCCUACCUUUGAAAUUUCAUGGAGAAUUGCUUUCAAAUCCUCUGAAAACUAAGUCUGCGAAAAGACUUUGUAUGCGACGAAAGAAGAAGAAAGUCCAAUCGCCGAUGCAGUGCGAGACUGUGUUCUUGAAGAAGCGCCGGCAGGCCGUGCAAGCUGCGGUAUCAUCCUCUGACGACAAGGUGCCCUCGCCACGAUGGAUGAAGCGACUGGCCGAAGACAUGUGGUCUGCUGAACACGAGCAAGAGCUCAGCUUCAACCGGCAGAAGCACCGCAAGAAGGCUAUCCUUGCUUUUCAAGCUGGCACCUACAAGCCGGAAUGCCCAAGAGAGAAAAGGAAACUUCAGAGUGAUGCCAUAGAGCACGAGAAAGCUGAAAAGAAACGACGAAAGGAACAUGUGAAGAAGAUUGCAGAGC
Symbiodinium sp. CCMP2456 is the source of this 988-nucleotide messenger RNA. NCBI's taxonomy places the organism in Eukaryota, Dinophyceae, Suessiales, Symbiodiniaceae. The record is from the annotation of a GenBank genome assembly.